This is a messenger RNA of Hyaena hyaena (striped hyena), 551 nucleotides long. RefSeq names its product calcitonin-like. The transcript is spliced from 5 exons. Gene Ontology annotation, cellular component: extracellular region. Lineage: Eukaryota; Metazoa; Chordata; Mammalia; Carnivora; Hyaenidae. Gene Ontology annotation, molecular function: calcitonin receptor binding; hormone activity. The coding region runs from base 135 to 551 and encodes 138 amino acids. The record is from RefSeq and is a predicted model, not a curated record.
CUGAAACGCAAAGGCUUCUGGGGACUGAGGAGAGGGAUGCACUGUUGCCCGGAGCCAUCGCCUGACGCCAGCACUGCCGCAGCUGCCACCACCGGUCCUCCGAUCUACCUGCUUCCUGCUGCCAGAGAAGCGCCAUGGGCUUCUGGAAGUUCUCUCCUUUCCUGAUUCUUAGCAUCUUGGCCAUGUACCAGGUGGGCAUGCUCCAGGCAGCACCAAUCAGGUCUGCUAUGGAGAGUCCUCAGGACCCUGCUAUGCUCAAUGAGGAGGAAUUGUGUCUCCUCCUGACUGCAAUUGUGAAGGACUAUGUGAAGAUGAAGGCCAGUGAGCUGCAGCAGGAGGCCAAGGGUUCCAGCCUGGACAGCUUCCGAAAUAAACGGUGCAGUAAUCUGAGCACCUGUGUGCUGGGCGCAUACACACAGGACCUCAACAAGUUUCACACGUUCCCUCAGACUGCAGUUGGGGUCGGAGCCCCCGGCAAGAAAAGGGUCUUGGCCAGCAACUUGGAGAGAGACCACAACCCUCAUGAUGGCAUGGCUCAGGAUGCCUAUUAA